Molecule: messenger RNA, 2051 nt
Organism: Emys orbicularis (European pond turtle)
Lineage: Eukaryota; Metazoa; Chordata; Testudines; Emydidae
Gene: TGFBI
Product: transforming growth factor beta induced
Exons: 17
Coding region: 1-2037 (678 amino acids)
Biological process (GO): cell adhesion; extracellular matrix organization
Cellular component (GO): extracellular matrix
Molecular function (GO): cell adhesion molecule binding
Source: RefSeq, a predicted model, not a curated record
AUGGAGCGCGGCGUGCUGCUGCUGGCGUUGGCCUGGGCGCUGGGGGUGACUCUGUCCGGGGCAGCCAGGAGCCCCUACCAGCAGGUCCUGCACCACAGCCGGCUGCGCGGCCGGCAGCACGGCCCCAAUGUGUGUGCUGUACAGAAGCUUCUUGGAACAAACAGGAAAUACUACACAAACUGCAAACAGUGGUACCAGAGAAAAGUCUGUGGAAAAUCAACAAUGAUCAGCUACGAGUGCUGCCCUGGAUAUGAAAAGGUACCUGGAGAAAAAGGCUGCCCAGCUGCAUUGCCACUUUCAAACAUCUACGACACCCUGGGGAUUGUUGGAGCCUCCACCACCCAACUGUACUCUCUCAGCUCUAACCUGAAACCAGAAAUUGAAGGACCUGGAAGUUUUACAAUCUUUGCCCCAAACAAUGAGGCCUGGUCUGCUUUGCCUGCUGAAAUGUUGGAUUCAUUGGUCAGUAAUGUUAACAUUGAGCUGCUAAAUGCUCUUCGCUACCAUAUGGUGAACAAACGGGUCCUAACAGAUGACCUGAAACAUGGAACGUCUCUUCCUUCAAUGUACCAGAAUAUUGAUCUCCAGAUCCACCAUUAUCCUAAUGGAAUCGUGACCGUGAAUUGUGCCAGACUUUUGAAAGCAGACCAUCAUGCCACCAAUGGAGUGGUCCAUCUGAUAGAUAAAGUCAUCGCCACCACAACGAACUCUAUCCAGCAAAUCGUUGAGACUGACGAAAAUCUUGAAACUCUUCGAGCUGCUGUGGCUGCAUCUGGUCUUAAUACCUUGUUAGAAAAUGAUGGUCAGUUCACACUCUUGGCUCCAACCAAUGAAGCCUUUGAGAAGAUCCCACAAGAAACACUGAACAGGAUCCUUGGGGACCCAGAAGCUCUCAAAGACCUGUUAAACCAUCACAUACUGAAAUCAGCCAUGUGUGCUGAGGCCAUUAUUGCUGGCUUGUCAAUGGAGACUCUGGAAGGUACCAUGUUGGAAGUAGGCUGUACUGGUGAUGAACUCACCCUGAAUGGAAGGCCUAUCAUUGCUGAAAAGGAUGUCCUAGCUGUCAAUGGUGUCGUACAUUUUGUUAAUGAGCUUCUGAUUCCAGACUCAGCUAAAACUUUGUUUGAGUUAGGUAAAGAAUCUGAUGUUUCAACGUCUAUUGACCUUUUUAGACAAGCUGAUCUCAGCUCUCAUCUCACUGGAAAUGAGCGUGUGACGCUUCUUGCCCCAAUAAACAUUGUGUUCAAAGAUGGGACUCCUCCUAUGAAUCGGAACACGAAGAGUUUGCUUCUAGAUCACAUUCUUAAAGAACAGCUUUCUUCUAAAUAUCUUUACCAUGGACAGGAGCUAGAAACUCUGGGUGACAAAAAACUGAGAGUUUUUGUAUACCGCAAUAACCUCUGCAUUGAAAAUGUCUGUAUUGCUGCCCAUGACAGGAGAGGAAGGUUUGGCACCUUGUUUACGGUGGACAAAAUGUUGACUCCACCCGUAGGAACAGUCAUGGAUGUUCUAAAGGCAGACCAACGUUUCAGUACGUUGGUGGCUGCCAUCCAAUCUGCAGGUCUAAUGGAGACAUUAAAUAGGCCAGGUACCUUCACGGUGUUUGCUCCAACAAACGAAGCUUUCCGAGCUAUGCCACGAGGGGAAUUGAACAAACUUAUGGGUAAUGCUAAAGAACUUGCUACCAUUCUGAAGUACCAUAUUGGGGAUGAAAUCUUGAUCAGUGGAGCAGUUGGAGCUCUUGUGAGAUUGAAGUCUCUGCAGGGUGAUAAAAUUGAAGUUAGCGCUAAAAACAAUGUAGUGAAUGUGAACAAGGAACCUGUUGCCGAAACUGAUAUCAUGGCCACUAAUGGUGUGAUUUAUGCUGUGAAUGCUGUCUUACAACCUCCAGCUUUUAGGCCUCAAGAAAGAGGAGAUGAGCCCGCAGAUCCUGCGCUAGAAAUCUUCAAACAGGCAUCUGCAUUAUCCAAGGUUUCCCACAGGAGUUCUCGGCUAGCGCCUGAAUAUUCCAGGUUAUUAGCAAGGAUGAAACAUUAAAGUGAAGAACAUUC